AUGUUUGCAGCAAAUAAAUUGACUGUUUGUGCUUUAAUUACAUGUUGCAUAGUGCCGGUGAUUAGUGAGGUCAUAUUGAACCACAAUACCGGCGAUAGGUUGAGGGCAUGUACAAGAGACACCCCUUGCAUUAAAAAAUGCUGCCCAGAACAUCAGGUGUUGCAACGAAAACAAUGCGUAGACUCUCCUAGACACACAUUUAAUGUUACUGUAUAUGAUGGAAUGGAGGAAAUAGUUAAUCGAACUAUCAUGUUAAAUGUGAUCCACAGCAAUGCAUGUGCCACACACGACAAUUUAAAGUUGUCCACACUCAUUGAUAUUGAUAGGAUUUUCUUGCAGUGGAACGGUACUUUAAAUAAACCCUUCGAUCCGUUAAUGCCUAGAAUUGGAUAUGAAUAUUAUUGCCUGGAGACGUUCCUGUUUCCUACAAGGGAGGAGUUCACUGCUAUAGUAUGCUAUAAUAAUGGGAAUCUGGAGCCCGUGCAGCUGAGGUAUAACAACGUUAGGGACUUUCCGUGUUCAAAAGACUUAACGGUAGACAUAACCGAUGGUAGUAAACACAAUCAAACAAUUACUAAAAACGGAAUAUCUUUUGAUAGGGACAAUUAUUUUGUUGACGGUGGCAUAAUAAGAGGGUGUGUUUGUAACAUUAAAAAGUGUGUUCGAAAGUGCUGUGUUGAAAAUGAGUUGAUGGUGGGCAAAGCCUGCUCCAAUAGACGAAAUGAAACGAUCGACCUAAAAUUCUUUAACGGUACGGACCCUUUAAACGAUACAGUUUUGUCUGAUUUCUUCUUAAUAUUUGGAAGGAGUUGUCCCAAGAUGCAUUAUCCCAUUAAAGCAGAAUUAUACGAUUAUAUUCUUAUGCAGAAUGAUGGUUCGCUGUAUUAUUCUGAUUUUGAUGCUUCGUACUCUGUAGAACAGUACUGUAUUGACAUGUUUAGAAAUGGUAAUGUUAGUGAAACUUCCGCUUUAUUAUGUGAAUUUUCGGAUACUGACCAAGAAAAAAUGCAAGAAGAUAUUAACGGAACCGGGACUUGUAAAAUGUAUCAACCAAUUUGCAUAAGUUUAAUAGUGAUAUGUUCUGUAUAUUCAUUCGAAACUCAUCCGUGCUCGAAAUCGUUAAGUAUCGAAAUUUCAAACGGUACGAAAAGUGGAACGAAGUAUAUUUUUCAAAAUAUGACGUUUGAAAAAAACAAAUAUUUUGUGGAAAAUGGUAACAUUUGGGGAUGCAUUUGUCAAGUAAGGAACUGCAUACGGCGUUGUUGUUCUGAAAAUGAUCAACUAAAUUACCCAGAACUAGAAUGUGGGAACGAAGAUAUGAAUCCUUUAUUUAAAUUUCACAACAACUCAGAACUGUAUUUAACAUCUGAUUUAUCAGAUUAUUUUGUUGUAAGUGGACAUCCUUGUAUAUCAAAUGGUGAAAUAUUUUUACAUGAAAUGAAAGACUAUUUUAUACAAAAAAAUGGAUCCCUUUAUUCUUCGACAUUCAAUAAAUCUCAUUCUGUACAGGCCUACUGCCUUUUAGAUGGAUUUGGACUUGUAUGUCUGAACAGUUCAGAAAUUGGUACUCAAUCAAAUGAUGAAUCAGUAUACCUUAAAAGUGCGGGAAUUAUACAGUCAAUUGAUAGAGACUUUCUGUUGGAUCAAAGAAUUGACAGGAAAAUGGUUAUAGGCGGUGUUGAUAAGAAAGAAGCUGCCAGAUUCAAGAAACGACAGCACAGAAAAAUAGAAAAAUCAAUGAGGGCAACAAAAAAGUUGUGUGCUACUCAAACGACCGAUUCUAUAUCGGCAAAUUGUGAUGAAGAAGCAGUGCCUGACUUUUUCACAACAGAGACACCGUCGACUUCCACGUUUAAUAGAAAUACGUUGCGGUUGCCAACAGUUGCUAAAGUCAGUGAUAGAUACGGUUUAUCAAUGCAGUUUACUGCUGCUGUUGCUUCUGCCAUUUUGGUUGACGUCGGUUUGGUUUCUACCGAAGGUCUGACACUGGUAAUUGAUAAAAACAAAAUCCGCAGAUCUGUAUGUAAAGCCCAAAGAGAUGCUUCAAAAGAUGUUGCAGAAAUUGUUGUAAAUAGCAUUUACUUUGAUGGACGACAGGAUAAGACCCUGAUAAAUAAGGAAAUAGGGAAGCGUUACCAUCAAAAAGAGAUUUUGGAAGAACACAUCUCAUUGUUAUAA
Messenger RNA from Diabrotica balteata, 2178 nucleotides. The record is from the annotation of a GenBank genome assembly. NCBI's taxonomy places the organism in Eukaryota, Metazoa, Arthropoda, Insecta, Coleoptera, Chrysomelidae.